AUGUCUAUUUACACUCCUCCCUCGGACUCACAGGAGGAAUACUCCAAGAUGAAGCUCCUGUACUUCAGCAAUGAAUUCCCCAAGGAUGACCUCCAAGACCUCUACCGCCACCUACACAAUCACAGCAAGGACAGACAGCAUCCCUUACUUGCUAGAUUUAUCGAAGAGGCUACCCUAGCUCUGCGUGAUGAAGUACGGCAGAUAUCGAUGUCCUUGAAGGCGCUCAUGCCGGCUUUUGAGACUGUGUUGAACCUCGUGGAUUAUCCGGAUCUUCGCAAGGGCCCUCUAUGUGGCUCUAUUGAGGGAGUACUCCUCUGUGUUCUGGAGAUUGGAACUCUUAUUGGAUAUUACGAAACCCAUCCGGACCGGUUUGACCUACAUUCGUCACCGACAUACCUCUCGGGUUUAGGUAUGGGUAUACUAGCAGCAGCUUCAGUUGCUCUAAGCUCCACACUGGCAGAUAUUCCCUCCACUGGUGCUGAGGUAGUGCGGAUUGCCUUCCGUCUUGGGGUGUUGGUGGAUGACAUCUCUCAAAACCUUGAGCCGCGCGAUGUAUCAGGCUCCCCAGAUACUUGGGCCUCGGUUGUCCCGGGGGCCAGACCGGAAGAUGUUCAGGCAGAGCUUGAUGAAAUUCACGCUAGAGAGAAAACUCCGGUGCCCAGUAAGAUCUUUAUGAGCGCAUGGGGCCAGUCUUCCGUCACAAUCAGUGGCCCCCCUUCCAGAAUCAAGCGUAUUCUGAGGCUGUCUGAGUUCUUCCGUCGCCACAAGGUUGUUAGUUUGCCGGUCUUUGGGGGUCUCUGCCAUGCCAAACACAUCUACAGCCUCAAGCAUGUCAAGGAAAUCGUCGGAACAAGUUCGAUCGAGGCGCUGGAUGCAAGAUGUUCGCCAACCAUUCCUAUUUUCCAGACUUCCACUGGGCAACAGUUUAUAGCUUCAACAGCUAAAGACCUGUUUGAAAAUAUUGUCGAGGAGCUUUUGACACAGCCUAUUCUGUGGGAUAACGUCAUCCAGGCUGUAGUGGACCAGGCAUAUUCGACGUCUGCCACCAACUGUGAGAUCCAGGUGUUUCGGAACUCCGUCCCCAUCAACGAGUUACGGGCUACUGUAAUCUCGAAACUGCAGGGAUUUGAAGUCUCAACGGAGGAGAUUAUCCCGUGGGUACUGAAUUCCAAGAAACAACAAGACCCUAGAGGUCCAAAGCAGUCAAAGCUUGCGAUUAUCGGCAUGUCCUGCCGGAUGCCUGGCGGUGCAACAGACACAGAAAAGUUCUGGGAACUGCUUGAGCAGGGCCUUGAUGUCUCCAGAAAGGUCCCUGCUGAUAGGUUCGACAUUGAUACGCAUUACGAUCCUACGGGCAAGAGGAUGAACACAACCAAUACUCCUUACGGUUGUUUUAUUGAUGAACCGGGCUUGUUUGAUGCCCCCUUUUUCAACAUGUCUCCCCGCGAGGCACAGCAGACGGAUCCAAUGCAGCGCCUGGCCAUUGUGACAGCAUAUGAGGCGCUGGAGCGGGCCGGUUAUGUAGCAAAUCGCACAGCGUCUACGAACCUCCAUCGCAUCGGGACAUUCUAUGGACAGACCAGUGAUGACUACCGUGAAGUCAAUGCCGGCCAAGAAGUCGGUACUUAUUUCAUUCCAGGAGGCUGUCGUGCCUUCGGCCCUGGACGUAUUAAUUACUUCUUCAAAUUUGCGGGGCCAAGUUUCAGUUGCGAUACUGCCUGCUCUUCCAGUUUGGCAACUAUCCAGGCAAGUACCAUGGCGGCCUGUACCUCCCUUUGGAACGGUGAUACUGACAUGGUUGUGGCUGGGGGUAUGAAUAUUCUGACCAACUGUGAUGGUUUUGCUGGUCUUGGUAACGGCCAUUUCCUCUCCAAGACUCCUGGUGCAUGCAAGACCUGGGAUGUCAAUGCGGACGGAUACUGUCGUGCAGAUGGCAUCGGAUCAGUUGUCAUCAAGCGCCUAGAGGAUGCUGAAGCCGACAACGAUAACAUCCUGGGUGUAAUCCUCGCUGCCGGCACAAAUCACUCCGCAGAGGCCAUCUCAAUCACGCACCCCCAUGCCGGAGCUCAAGCCUACCUGUACCGCCAGGUCAUGAACUCUGCUGGCGUUGAUCCUCUUGACGUUAGCUUCGUGGAAAUGCAUGGUACCGGCACCCAGGCUGGUGAUUCCGUAGAGAUCACCUCCGUUACAGAUGUCUUUGCCCCGAUCACCAAGCGACGCAACGCCAAACAGCCACUCCAUAUCGGCGCCGUCAAGAGCAAUGUCGGACACGGAGAAUCUGUAGCAGGAGUGACGGCUCUUUUGAAGGUACUUCUCAUGUACCAAAAGGGCUUAAUCCCGCCUCAUGUCGGUAUCAAAAAUAGUUUAAACCCCAUGUUCCCGAAAGAUCUGGAUAAGAGAAAUCUCCAUAUUCCGUACCAGGCAGUGCCCUGGCUGCGGGAGGAGGGGAAGACCCGAUAUGCGGUGGUGAAUAACUUCAGCGCAGCUGGCGGAAACACUACGAUCUGCCUGGAAGAACCACCCCUCAGAACGACUGAUUUUGUCGACCCCCGCGCAGCUCAUGUUGUCAAUGUGUCGGCAAAGAGCAAAGUUUCAUUGAAAGGAAACUUGGAGCGUCUGAUCACGUAUUUGGAAGCCAACCCAGACACGUCUUUGGCGAACCUAUCGUACACCACCACUGCCCGGCGGUACCAUCACAAUCACCGUGCAUCAGUUGCUGCAACUGAUAUCAAUCAAGUGAAGAAGAAGCUCACCUCUUAUCUCGAAGCUGUGGAUGGACACAAGCCCAUUUCGUUGACCAACCCUCCUCAGGUAACCUUCGCGUUUACCGGCCAAGGCGCCUCCUUUAAAUCUAUGGAUCUGGAGCUAUUCCACAGCUGUCCCUACUUCAGGUCCCAAAUCCUGCAUCUGGAUGCCCUGGCUCAGGGGCAAGGUUUCCCUUCGUUUAUUCCAGCCAUUGAUGGUAGUUUCCCGAAAGACCAUGCUCACUCCCCCGUGGUUACCCAGCUAGCUCUUGUAUCGGUUGAGAUUGCACUUGCGAAAUAUUGGAUGUCAUUGGGCGUUAAACCUAACGCUGUUAUCGGACACAGCCUGGGCGAGUACGCAGCCUUCCACGUUGCCGGCGUGCUGUCAGCUAGCGAUGCCCUCUGGUUAGUUGGACGGAGAGCUCAACUGCUGGAGGAAAAAUGUCAAGUCGGUAGCCAUAAGAUGCUCGCCGUACGUGCUCCUUUAGCCGACAUUGAGAAAUGUUUGGAAGGGAACGCGUAUGAGAUCGCUUGCAUCAAUGGGCCCAAAGAGACCGUGCUGAGCGGCUCGCAAGCGGAGAUUGAGAACGUAUCCAAGCUCUUGCAGUCUGAUGGCUACCGAUGCACCACCCUGGACGUGACCUUUGCGUUUCACUCCUCCCAAACCGACGCGAUUCUCGAUGACUUCGAGGAAGCUGCCGAAAGCGGCGCACUAUUCCGUGCACCUAAUAUGCCUAUUAUCUCACCCUUGCUGGGCAAGGUUAUCUUUGACGCUAAGACGAUCAAUGCGAAAUACAUGCGUCGCGCCACUCGAGAAGCAGUCAACUUCCUCGCUGCCCUUGAAACGGCUCAGAGCUUCUCCACGAUUGACGAGGAAACCGCCUGGGUCGAGAUUGGGCCUCAUCCUGUUUGCAUGGGUUUUGUUAAUGCUACUCUUUCCUCAGUCAACGUGAGCGUGGCUUCAUUGAGGAGAGGAGAAGACAACUGGGUGACCUUGUCGCAAAGUCUCUCCGCCUUGCACGGUGCUGGUAUAGCGAUUGAUUGGAAUGAAUACCAGCGCCCAUUCGAGUCGGGGCUUCGCCUCCUUGAUCUUCCCACCUACGCCUGGAAUGACAAAAACUACUGGCUACAGUAUAACGGCGACUGGAUUCUUACCAAGGGCAACACUUUCUACGAUGAGGAGAAGGGUUUAAAGGCUCUGCAGGCGGUACCUGCAGUGCAAUCCAGUCUGAAAACUUCGACUGUCCAGCAUGUCCUUGAGGAAAGCUUCUGUGGUCCUGCAGGACAUGUAGUGAUGCAGUCCGAUAUGAUGCAGCCGGAUUUCCUUUCAGCUGCGCAUGGACACAAGAUGAAUGGGUGCGGUGUCGUUACCUCGUCUAUUCAUGCGGAUAUUGCCUUCACACUUGGAGAGUAUCUGCACAAAAAUCUUGUCAAAAGCAACAAGCCUGCUGAGAUGAACAUGGCCAAUCUCGUCGUUCUGAAAGGGCUCGUUGCGCAAAAGAAUACCAAGAAGCCACAAUAUAUCAGAGUCACCAUCUCUACCACAGAUAUCAACUCGGGCGUGGCGGAUCUUACAUGGCAGAAUGUGCUCAAUGACGGCACAGUCGAUGAGCCUUUUGCGAGUGCUAACAUUUACUACGGGGAUUCGUCCGAGUGGCUCAAGACCUGGAUCCCUCAUGCCCACCUUGUCCAGGGACGCAUUGAGGCCCUUGAGCGCCUUGCCGAAGAGGGCACCGCCAACCGUUUUAGCCACAACAUGGCCUACCUUCUUUUCGCAAACAAUCUCGUCGACUACGCGGAGAAAUAUCGCGGCAUGCAAUCUGUCGUGCUGAAUGGGUUGGAAGCUUUCGCUGACGUUAAGCUGACCAUGGAGAAGAGCGGCAACUGGACAAUCCCCCCCUACUUCAUCGAUAGUGUUGCUCACCUGGCCGGCUUCGUGAUGAACGUCUCUGAUGCCAUCGAUACCAAAUCCGAUUACUGCGUCACGCCUGGCUGGAGUUCCCUACGAUUCGCUAAACCGCUUGUCGCAGGGGCAAAGUACCGGUCGUACGUCAAGAUGAUCCCCACUGAGGAGGAUCCUUCUGUUUAUCUUGGGGAUGUCUAUAUUAUGCAGGACGGUGUCAUUAUGGGUAUGUGUGGUGGGAUUAAAUUUCGCCGGUAUCCGCGCAUCCUUCUGAGCCGCUUCUUCACGGCUCCCGAGGAAGCAGGAGCUGUAUCCCAUACUACAGCUUCUGCGGGCCCUGCAGUGCUGCCUGCAGCGCCUGUGAGUCCUGCUUCGGCCCCUCAGGCAGUGCCAAACCCGCAAGCCAUCGCACAACCCGCAACCUCGGCUCCUCCUGCGCCAGUAUCUGCCCCUCCUGUUCCAGCUUCGUCCAGUAACCCGGCCAGUGCCUCUUCCGCCGGAGAAGAUAACAGUGUGUCCGCCAAGGCACUUGUGCUGAUUGCAAACGAAGCGUCUCUUGAGCUGUCGGAUCUUUCAGAUGACGCUUCCUUUGCGAACCUGGGAAUCGACAGUUUGAUGAGCUUGGUGAUUUCGGAGAAAUUCCGUGAGGAGCUAGGAGUUACUGUCACAGGAAGUCUGUUUUUGGAGUACCCGACUAUUGGUGAUUUGAGAAGUUGGUUGAUGGAGUACUACAACUAGGGGAGAAGGGAGGCGGGAAGAAGUCGCUGGUCUUGCUUAUUCUAUAUCUGUUAUUCCAGUUGUCGUUUGAGUAUACUCCGU
Aspergillus ochraceoroseus IBT 24754 is the source of this 5466-nucleotide messenger RNA. It is a transcript of the gene tpcC, whose product is annotated as non-reducing polyketide synthase tpcC. Gene Ontology annotation, molecular function: phosphopantetheine binding; fatty acid synthase activity. The record is from RefSeq and is a predicted model, not a curated record. Gene Ontology annotation, biological process: fatty acid biosynthetic process; secondary metabolite biosynthetic process. Lineage: Eukaryota; Fungi; Ascomycota; Eurotiomycetes; Eurotiales; Aspergillaceae. Bases 1 to 5385 code for a protein of 1794 amino acids. The transcript is spliced from 5 exons.